Molecule: messenger RNA, 3036 nt
Organism: Bactrocera latifrons
Lineage: Eukaryota; Metazoa; Arthropoda; Insecta; Diptera; Tephritidae
Product: transmembrane protein 64
Exons: 5
Coding region: 385-1791 (468 amino acids)
Source: RefSeq, a predicted model, not a curated record
GAAUAAAUCGAAUGUGAGAUGAUAAUAAAAGCGGUUAAACUUUUGUAGUUAAUAACAAGUAAGAGUUGCUUUCWAUACGCCUAGUUUGCAAAAACAACAAAAAAUAUGUGCAAAUUGAAAUAAUAAMUUCAUAUUUAUGUCUGAAGAGUAUUUUGUAACUGAUAUUUUGUUACAAAAGCAGCAAAAUGAAGUACAUAAAGAAUCGAGAUUAACAACGGGACCAAACACGGAGAUUAUUUUGCGCAAUUUGAGUUGUUUUCAAAAAUUAAAUGCAUAAUUCACUACUCCAAUUGGCGUAAACAUUCCAACAGACAAAUGUUUAUAUGUAUGUGUGACCGCAUAUUUCCAAAAAUUGCACUAAUUACCAAMUAAAAACUAAAAAACAUGAAUGCGACCUUGAACUUUAACGCGAUUUCAUCAAGCGGACGGCCACAAUGGUCACUGCAUCAGUCAAACAAAAACAGCAAGGCGGCAUACUACUGCGUACCACAAGUUGCCACCCACACCACAACAGCGACAACAAGCAGRCAUAAUGCCCAAAGCGAAAGUGAUAAUGAAGAAARAACGGAGAAUGCAUAYGAGCGUGCUAAAGAUUCCUACACAUGCAACAGCACACCUAYCCGCGCGCCGGCAAACUUCUUCGACGACGACCGUYUACUCUUAGAAAGUGCUUACCGUUCCAACGCCAGCUAUAAUGCAUUUCCGCCAAMGUCUUUGCAUAAAAGUAACAGUUAUAGCGGUAGCAUACGCCCUAAAACGAUCGUGCUCAAACAAAAUUAUUCCAAUGGACGUAUUGCUACUAGUCUAACGGACGAUGAAAUUGUCAGCAGCAGUUAUAGAGGUAUAGUGUAUGCAGCGACUUCAACCAGCCUCGAACUCACCUCCAACACGCUCAACAACUACGACAACGAUGCGGCCGUCGAUCUUGACGACGAAAACGAUCUGCUUAUGCCGCCAACUGCUAACGCCUUCGGCGGUAUUGACGCCAGCUAUAGCAGCAACGCAAGCGGUACACGUCGCAAUACACGUGGUKCGAUUAAGGCGCGCAAUCGCAAUUGGUGUAGUCGAAAAAUGGUCAUUGGUUUCCUGCUGUUGCUGGUCGCAAUUGUAGCAUUUUUAUGUUUUGCCUACCUGACGCGCGACUACACCAAACAAUUCCUGCUCUGGAUCGAAAUGCAAAAUCCCUGGGUUAUAGUGUCGAUACUGUUGGUCUCGUUUAUGAUAGUCAGCUUUCCAAUAAUAGUGGGUUACUUUGUGCUGAUGCUCACUUCCGGUUACCUGUUUGGCGCCAUAAAGGGCAUACUGAUCAUUAUAACGGGCGCUAACGUGGGUAUAGCCAUUGUUCAUUGGACUGUGCGUAGUUUCCGACAUCGCAUCCCAAUUCAUAAAAUAAUUAAAAAUGAGACUGCACGCGCUAUACUGCGCGUCAUAUCGGGACCAAAGGCAUUCAGAGUCGUGCUCUUUACGCGCUUAACGCCCAUUCCAUUUGGCGUACAAAAUAUGAUUUUUGCGGUCAGUACAAUUAACCCAAGUGUCUAUCACACGGCCUCACUUAUAGGACUGCUGCCGGCGCAGAUUAUCAACGCGUAUUUGGGCUCAACGUUGCGUUCAAUGCAGGAAGUGCUGAGCAACCAUGGCACGGCGGUGACAGGCUACAUCAGUUUCGGACUGGAGGUCAUUUGUGGUGUGGCGCUCAUGGUUUGGGUUAUACAAAAGGCGCGCAAGGAAUUGGCUCAAACACUACUCUCCGAAGUCAGCAGCGAUGGCAAACUGAUCGAAAUCGAUGUGUGAUUCUUGUACAAUUUCAAGUACAAACCACCUGCAUGUUAGUGUGCGCUUCUAGGGCCGUCGAGCAGUAUUCAUUUUGCAAUAUGAAUAACUACUAAAUGCUCAAAUCAAGCUCGAAAACCAAGGCUGGCUAUUGCCAACUUUAGGAUAUGACUAUAACAUACUUCCUGUAAACGUUUGUGAAAACGUUAAACGCUCACUAUUAUAUACAUACAUACAAAUGAAAGACUAUUUUAUAAAAAAAAAAUUGCUCUCUUAUUUUGAAAAGCAAAUUAUUUAUGUAUAAUUUCGUUUUUUCGUUUUAGUUCGUAAAAACAUACUUAUGAAAAUUGUUAUAUUAUACAAAAAAAUUAUAAUUAGUAAUAAAAAAAAUAAAUAUACGAGCAUAUUUUGURUAUUUCGAAGUAAAGCCAAAUUAAUGUUGUGUAUUUGUAAAAAAUAAUUGCGUAAUAUAAUUUUGUAAAUAUAAAUUAUAUAACAAUAUAUAUUUAAUAGGAAGUAAUCGUACAUGAUGUAGCAUUAAAUCUGCAAUAAAGACAAGUAUUAGCAAAAAUUAUGCAUAAUACGUUACGUUUAACGUUUUUUAUAUUGAAAAAAAUAAUUUUUCAUUUAUUUAUGCGCUUAAGUGUUUUUUGAUUUGAUUGCAUUCUUUGUAUUUUUUUAUAAACAAUGCAAUAAAUUUCGUAUUUAAAAUAAUAAAGUAGCAUUUAAAAAACUCUAUUUUAUACAUUAGUCUAUUUGGUUAUCAUUGUAAUACUUUUCUGAAUUGGAAAAAUUGUCACACUCGCUUUUAAGCUAUCUCUACAAACAGUCUGAGUUUAUGAAAAACAACCAAACUGUGCCUAUACCUUACAUAUAUAUAUAAUUAAAAUAUAAUUUUCUGUGCUUUGAAAAACAGUUUAAAAAAUAAUUUUUUCUAUUUUUUUGCAUUUGCAUUUUUCCUUAUUAUUAUUAUUAUUAACGAUUUUCUUAGCUGCCAAAAUGACACGUGAUCAUAGUUUCAGCUGCAUAUCAACUUACAUAUGUACAUAUAUUUGUGAAUAUGUAACUUUAAUUAUUAUAACGAAUAUUUAUAUGGAAAGUGUUUACUGAAGGUCUAAGCUGUUGUUAGAUUUAUAAAGCAUUUUUGUAAUGGAAAAUACAAUAUAUUCGAAUGUACAUGUUUUAUAUUCUAAGUUGUAGAAUUGUUAGAAAUAAAUGUGAAAUCUUGUCAGCCUAAUAAAAAUACGUAUUUCUGAACAACAUUUA